UCAAGAGCAGCACCGUGUAACAAUCAGAACUCCAAACAGAGCAGCAGAAUAACAGGGAAGCUGCAUCAGAAAGAGCUGACUUCCUGAGCAGCCAGCAAUCUCUCUCUCUCCUCUGCUUGCUUUAUAUUUGCAGCUUUUCAGCGCAGCCCAUAGCAGGGAACAUACUAAGCUUUGUAAAUGACUGCAGAGAUCCAGCAACCCUCUUCUCAGACCCCUGCCCAGAGCAGCCCCAUGUCAGCUGCCACUGAGAAGCACAGCAAUCAGACAUCGGUCAUGGAGUCAGCCUCUUACACCAAGACCAAGAAGACCAAUGCUGGAAUCAGAAGGCCAGAGAAGCCACCUUACUCCUAUAUAGCACUCAUAGUCAUGGCCAUCCAAAGUUCUCCCACUAAGAGACUGACUCUUAGCGAGAUCUACCAGUUUCUGCAGAGUCGUUCCCAUUUUUCAGAGGGUCAUUACCAAGGAUGGAAGAAUUCCGUCAGACACAACCAACUGUCCCUGAAUGAAUGCUUCAUCAAGCUUCCCAAAGGACUGGGCAGACCAGGCAAGGGUCACUAUUGGACGAUUGAUCCUGCCAGUGAGUUCCUGUUUGAGGAAGGUUCUUUUAGGAGAAGACCAAGAGGAUUCAGGAGGAAGUGUCAGGCAUUAAAACCCAUGUACAGCAUGAUGAACGGACUAGGCUUCAACCACAUUCCAGAAACCUACAGCUUCCAAGGAUCCAGUGGAGAAUUUCGUGGUCAACCCAACAGUCUGUCAUUGGACAGUGGUAUAGGCAUGAUGAAUGGGCAUCUUACCGGUAACGUUGAUGGGAUGGGGGCUAAGGAUCAUCCAGUUUCACAUCUGGCUAAUGGUGGCCACUCUUAUAUGGGAAGCUGUACAGGGCCUUCUGGGGGUGACUACUCCCAUCAUGACUCCGGAUCCCCUCUUCUAGGAGGCGGGGUGAUGGAGCCCCCACAUUCUGUGUACUCAAGCCCAGCAUCUGCCUGGGCUCCAUCCUCAGCAUCGGCCCUGUCUAGUGGGAACCCAUAUAUCAAGCAGCAGCCUUUAUCCCCAUGCAACUCUUCAGCUAAUCCACUCUCAUCCCAUUCCUUGGACCAAUCUUAUUUGCAUCAGAACAGCCACAACACAGCGUCAGAUUUACAAGGUAUGUAUCCCCAGAUACACUCUCAGUCUCCCAGUAUGAAUGACAGAAAGGAAUUUGUAUUCUCCUUCAACGCCAUGGCAUCUUCUUCAAUGCAUUCGGCGAGCAGUGGUUCAUAUUAUCACCAGCAAGUCAGUUAUCAAGACAAUCAAACCUGUGUUAUGUGAAUACCCACAUCUACCACCCCAAGCAAUCCCUCAGCCCUAGUGACAUAGGACAUAACUCUCAUUUGGGUUCCCAGGUUACAGAAUGAAAAAGAAAAAAACUUUCAA
This is a messenger RNA of Bombina bombina (fire-bellied toad), 1413 nucleotides long. RefSeq names its product forkhead box F1 (gene FOXF1). Gene Ontology annotation, biological process: animal organ morphogenesis; regulation of transcription by RNA polymerase II. Gene Ontology annotation, molecular function: DNA-binding transcription factor activity, RNA polymerase II-specific; RNA polymerase II cis-regulatory region sequence-specific DNA binding. Gene Ontology annotation, cellular component: nucleus. NCBI's taxonomy places the organism in Eukaryota, Metazoa, Chordata, Amphibia, Anura, Bombinatoridae. The record is from RefSeq and is a predicted model, not a curated record.